GGUCUUAUACCUGCUUAUACGGUAGAAUAUAAGUAAAACAAAACGUGACAGUUUCUUGUUGAGUUGAGGUUGAGGAAAAUGUGGGAAACCUUAGCUCGUUAAUUUUAAAUUCAAAACGUCAAUUUUGUAUUUUGAUGUUGUCAUACGUCUCUUUUGAGUUUUGACAAAUUUUUGCCAUGCUUUUUUUGGAAUUAUUGAUUUAAAAUGGUUCAUUCUUUCAUUAUCGGUGUUAAAGUUGCCUUCAACCGAUUUACACGGUACUUAAGUUCAGGUGAAUAACUGCCAAAUAUGUCAAUUAAUGUGCAUGUUAAAGGGAAUCCAAUUAACGUUAGAAGAGGAGGGAUGGUGAUUACUAAUUCGCAAGAAGAAUUUAAUAAAAGGAGGAAAAUUAGAUUAGAGCAGGUUCGGCAGCAAUCGAAGGAUAUAGCACAUAAUGUGCGUAAAAGAAUAGCCAAAGAAAACAAUAAACAAGCUUCGUCUUCUGAGCAGCAUAAUUUGAGGAAAUGGCAAGCUCAGAAAUUACUGGAAUUUGAACAGAAAUAUCAAGAGUGUCUUAGUAGUCUCGAAGUGCCACCCAAGAUAUCAACUGAAAUUAGUGAAGAAAUACUAGCUGCAGAAAGAAAAAGAAAAAAUAGGGCAGUUGCGCUUGAACGAGGAGAAAGAGCAAAUGAAAAGCUCCAGAUAGAAAAAAAUGAAAAAUCUAUGCAAAAAUCAGUGCCUAUUCAACAAAAAAAAUUUGCCAGAGAAAUUGAAAAUAGCAGGUCAUUGGCAAUAACCAAUUUUACCAAAAGGAAAAAAAGUAAAAGUAAAAAUGAUGAAAAAGAAAUCAAGAAUACAUUUUAUUUGGACCUCCCUAAUGAUUCUGAACAAAGUGGCCACCAGGAAAAAGAAAUUCAGUGCACUGAUGAAAUUGAAGAGAUGUAUCAAGAAGAUAUGAAAAAUAAAUCUGGUACAUCCUCGUCAGAACUUAUUGACAGUUCUAGUUCUUCGACUGAAAUUCCCUCAAAAAAAAUUAAAACAUCAAAUGAAAGCAAGCAGACAUCAAAAAUUAAAGUUUUUCAGGCAAUGGUACAUAAUGAGCCAAGCCCUAAAAAAAAAGGUAAAAAAGUGUCAAUUUCUUCAGAAUUGUCUAAUAAGAAGCAAAAAGACAAAAGUAAAGAUGACGAAAGUGAUAUUCCUAAAAAGCUUGAAAUAAGAGAUGAAAAUUUAAAUAUGAAAAAAUCAACAGGAAGACAAAAACUUUCAGUUCGUAUUUCUGAUCAAUCUCCAGUAUCAUCCCCAAAGAAAGUUGUAUUGUAUACACUGCCAGAAAAAUUAGUAACUCCAGCACAACAAGCUUUUUCUACAAAAACUGAUUUUAAAAGGAACCCCAUGAGGAAUAAAUUGUUUUCUGGAGUAGAAAGUGAAAAGGUUGCUGUGGAAAAUGUUACAAGCAAAAGUAGAUUGGAGGGAGCUUGUAAAUUGCAAGAUUCUUUAAGCCCUGACAGUCCUCGUUCUCCAAUGAUCACACAUAGUGAACGAUUACCAGAAUUAAAACAGCAAUUUAUACUUGAUAAACGGAUUUCAGAACAUAUUAUGAGCAGAAAAUUGAAUGAAGAAAAACGAAGAGACCGUGACAUUCAAGUAAAAGAUGAUAAAAAGAAUGCAUUAGUGCAGAGUGAUUUAAAUCAAGGCCAAUUUCAAACUUGUCUUUGUUCUUGCUAUGGAUUUAAUGAGAAUAAAAUGGUUUCUGAGUCUGUUUAUUGCAAUUAUCCUGAAACUUUAAGUGAAGAAGUACAAACAUGUACUACUAUUGAUCGAAGCUGCUUUACAAAUCAACCUAAAGUUAGAUCUACUUCAACAUCACAAGAAGUUAACGAAUGUACACAAGUAAAUCAUAGAGAUAUAUGUCAACAUUGCAACUUUCCAAAGGCUGAUGUAAAAGUAAUUUCAAAUUCUGAAGAAUGUUCGAGUUCUUCAAGAGUUGAAAUAAAAUCAACGAAAACGAGUUCAAAUUCUUCGAAACUAACAUCGUGUAAAGACGUAACUUCCUCGGCAAAAUCGAUGCAAGUACCCAAACGUCCAUCUGUCUCUUUAUCCAAGCCAAUAAAAGGAAUAAGUAGAACUUUAAAGCCAGAAACUACUGAAAAAGUUCAAAUUUAUGAUGAUGCUACUAAAUAUUCCAGCAGUUAUGCUCCCUCCAACAAUCUUGUUCAAAAGAUCCCAAUAAAUAAUUUAUCUAUUGUGAUAGAGUCAAGUGAAGAUGAAAGUUCGAGAAGAGAAAAAAAUAAAGACGACAAGUAUGCCGAAAUUAGAGGUUAUAAUGCAUUAAAGAAAGAAAAGAUUUGUCGUGACUAUGAAGAAAUUAUGUGCAAAUUACCCUUCUUGCAGAAAAAGGAACGUAUAGCUUCCAUUGGUAAAGAUGAUCCUAAAUAUCAUAUGAGUGAAGAAAGAAGAAAAGAAUAUGAAAAAAGGAAAGAAAAUACGAUUGAAACUGCUUAUGAAAAUUGUUUUCCAAAAGCAGUAACGAUUACGUUACCUAAAAGGGUAUCCGCUGCAGACGAAGACAAAUUGCCUUAUAAAAUAAUAGACAUGAGAAAUGGACCUACAGGUAUAAAUUUAGGAACGUGGGACGUAAACAAGAAGGAUUCCUCAGCACCUGAAAAUGUUUGUUCAUACACUCAAACAGUAAAACACCCAGAACAGUCUCCAACUCCAAUUGAAAAUGAUGAAAAUAUGCUCAGGAAUUUAUUAGAAAAACUUAUUGACCAAAAAGAGAAACUAGAUAAAGAAGUUUCAAGAGUUCCAGAAGGAAGUAGGUUGCAUCAAAUUUUAAACGAUUUAGAAUGCGGAUUUUAUAACAAAAAAGAGCAAACUAAACAGGAAUUGGAAAGUGACCAUAAAAAGUUACAACAAAACGAAUCGUGUAGUAAGCCAGCGAAAUUGACGCUUGACCACGAAAAUGUAAACUCUCAAGAAUUAAAGGUGCAUAAUACUAGCACCCAGACUUCUCCAAGAUCAAAGCAACUCACUGAACUACCUUCAACAUUUGCAUGUCCAUGUAUCGUCGAGCAUAAAAAAAAAGAUUCCUGUGAGAAAUUAUGCGAAAUUGUAAUUAAAGUAGGAGAAGAAGCGAACCAGCCCAAGAUUCAAAUCACACCAACAUCGAAUGAUGAAAAAGGAGUCGUAUUUACUGUGAAAGAUUUAAUGGAAAAUCAAAGUAAUAAAGCCUGUGAUUUAAAUAAACCUAAAAAUAUGCAAAAAUCAGAAGAUGCUACAGUAAGAGUCACUUCAAAAAAGCUAAAGACAGAUUUGUAUGCUGCAGUAACUGAACCACAAAAGAUUGAAAAAUCUUCGCCAGUAAGUAAAAAGAUUUCCAGCAGUCAAGACAAAAAGUCUUGGAAAGAUGUGCUUACUCAAAAUUCUACAAAUUGUACAUCAUCAACUUCAUAUGUGAGCCCACCAAAUUUUACGUCUUCUGUUACAAAAUAUAUAAAAGACAAACGAGAAAAUAGCUCUGGCAUGUAUAACAUUUUAUGUAGAAAGCCUCAGCAAGGAAACUUAAAUUAUCAUUUGUUGGAAAGCGAAAACACUUUACUUAAAGAUAAACGUUCUAACCCCGAGUUAUUAAAUCAUAUAAAACAUCUUUUAAGAAUGUCCCAUACAAGUAUUGAAGAACUGAAUGUGAGCAGUGUAAGUAGCGUUUCUACCCCUGAUUCCACGCUUUUUGCAGGCGAAAAGAAUAAAACUAUAUCACAACUAAGGAGUAUUUGUAAACAAUACAACUUACGUAAAAAAGAUCUUGAAAAAAUGUUCAGUGUUUUGAGUAGUAGUUCGAGUAAUGGUGGUUGCGAAUCUACUUCGUCAUCUUAUAAGUCCGCCUCGAAUAAUUGCAUAAAAUUAAAACGAUCUGCUGAGAAUGAAACUGAAAAGUUACCUUGUGGUACAUCUGACUCUCUUCAAAAACUUUAUGAAGAAAUGACUGUUAAAUGUAUGGAGAAAAUUGAAAGCCUUUCUGUACUUAUUGAGAACUUAAGAGAAGAAAAAAAUAAAAUUAUUUCAUGUCAAGAACAAAGUGACAACGGUGAUGUAGAAGACAGUUCAACAAAGUAUUUAGAAAUCGAAAAAAAGAGUCCAGUACUAGAAUGUGAUAAUUCCGAUAAAACAAAAACAGAUAGUUCAGAAUUUGUAACAAGUAGUCAGGGAGGUGAAGAUUCAUUGACAAAGAAAUUACUUGAAAUAGAUGAAGCAUUGACAGAACGAAUUAAAAAUUUAAGCAAAUUAGAGAAAUCAUGCACCACUGAUGAUGCUCAACCACAGAAUCAAUACAAGAGUGCUGAUAGUUCUGAAGAGGUAGACAAUUCAAUCGAAAAAGAAUUGAUUUAUCGUUACAAAAAUCUCGUGUACGAUCACGAGAAGUGCGAAGAUAAAACACAAUCGGAAACGAAACCUAAUUUCGUUCCCUUUGUCUCAGAUAUUUCAUGUCUUCCGAAAUGGGAAGGGCUUGGUCCUUAUACUUCUCAUACAGACGAAAUGCCAAAUAAAUGUACUGCGAAACCUAAUAAACCUCCUCCAUCAAGAGGUCUUCUUAACGCAAAACGUUUUAACGAUGAAAUACUUAAUUAUCCACAUGAGCUCUCGUCAAUUACCGAAGUUGACAGCUUCACAUCAUCAAGAAUACGGCGAAGUACAUCCCCUAAAAGAAAUUCGCCUAAACAUACAGUAGAAUUUGCACCCGAUUACAAUUGUGAACAAAAUAAAAAUACUGAGUGUAACGAUGUAAGCUUCCCACGCCUAAAUUCCAACUUUGAAGAAUUAAAACUGUUACAAAGACAAAAAAUUGUUUCUCAAAUUUGUCCUUCUGCAUCUGUAAUUGAACAAGAAGUGGUUCCGCAAAAAUGCACUAGAAGUGCAUGUAGUUCCCCAAAAAAGAUUGUCAUAGAUCGCCUUAUCCAUAGUGAACAAAAUUCCCCUAAAAAAAUGUGUUCAAGACCUCAGGAAUUAUAUCAAAAAGGUGGAGAGGUUUUAAAGAGAGCUCGAGAACUUACUACACGAAUACAAAAUCUUUCCAAAAGUUUUGAACUUAGACCCUGUUCUCCGCCAUGUGAUAAUCAAGAACAAAACAUUAAAACAUGCGAGGGAUUAAUUGAAGAAGUUCAAUCUAAACCAAAAAGAAAAGUGGUAAUAGAGGAGAAUUCGAGUAGUGGAUCAAAUGAAAGUGCCACAGAUGUAGAAAGUGUAGAAAAGAUGCUAAAAAGUUUAGGAAUGGGGUGGGCGGUUGCGACAUUGCGCAAAACCCAACAAGCUUUGGCCCUUACCUCAAGUUCUAGCUCAGUAGAUCUCAAGGUAGAACGAGAAGUAAAAAUAACUGAUAAAAAUAGUUCUAGUGAAAUUAGUCUUAUUGAGUGUAUUGAGCAGAGAAGACAUGUAGGUGAUUUACAUAGUUCAAACGAAACCAAUAAUGAUACUUCAUUGCAUAAAUAUCUGCAAAAUGUUUCGUCCAUACCAGCUUCCAAUAGUACUUUUGGUAGGUCGACACAGCGUACUUCCACACCAGUUAAUAAAAAUGAUACCACUAUUCCCGCAUCGAAUUUAAUUUAUUCGGGAGAAUCUGAUCUGUCUUCCGUGAGACAUUCUAGUGAAAAUAAAAGUUCCAAUUUUAAUAGAUGUGUAACAAAUGAAAAGAGAUCUAAAAGGUGACAAAUAAUUUAACGAAUUUGUUAUUAACAGGUAUGCACUAUUAUCGGACAAAUAAGUACAAAUGUUUUUAUCAUCGACAAUAAUAGUUUUAUGUAUGUAAAUUUAAAAUUUUACAAGAAAAGAUGCAGUAAACCAUU
Agrilus planipennis (emerald ash borer) is the source of this 5816-nucleotide messenger RNA. RefSeq lists its product as uncharacterized. NCBI's taxonomy places the organism in Eukaryota, Metazoa, Arthropoda, Insecta, Coleoptera, Buprestidae. Bases 289 to 5679 code for a protein of 1796 amino acids. The record is from RefSeq and is a predicted model, not a curated record. The transcript is spliced from 3 exons.